GACCACGACUUAACAGCAGCGCUCCUGUUUUUUGCAGCUAGCUCUCUAUUCGUAUUCAGUGGUGUUCCGCGUUAUGUGAGGAGCGAGCUCGAGUACAACGAACUAUGCUGCCCCGACGAGAGAAUGUACAAGCUCGAAUAAAUCUGCGUACGAGAAGAUCAUGAUCAUUUCAUCACGGCCUAUACGAGCAGGAACCCGAUCCUUGCUUUCCGUUGCGCUCAAGACAAGUAGACAGGCGAAACGCCACCCACUAUGUCCACCGUGUCCGUCGAAUGGGCUCCACCCCCGCACCUUGCAAAGUUUUGCGGUGGAAAACAGCCCAGCGAGCUCAGCUGCGACGAGCUUCAAGUGGGACAACGCGUGCAGGUACUGCUCUCUUUGCAGUACCUUCCAGUCUUGUUUUUGCCUGUUUGAUGUGCGAUUGCAUUUUCCGAAGUACUGCAGAAGUUACUGCUCAUCCAGUUCGUGAUAUUGAUUCCAUUGGACACUAUUCUUGCAGAUCUGCAAUCUCCGUGUGACUGCGGAGGUGCAAGAGAUCAUCCCCAAGCGAUAUCUGUGCGAAGUCCUGAUAACGGAUUCGCGCAGUGAUGUAGGGAAGAGCGCAGUUGUCCGUGUGCCCGUGGCUUUGCUUCGCCAGUACCGGGCUGCUGAGAAUGGUGCAAGUAGUGGCGGGAGCGACGAGGAAGUAGUCGGCGCUGCAACGAGGUCGUCCUUUGCCAACGAAUCCUCACCGCUGGAAGAAGGUGGCGAUGGAGACGUAUUUGGGGUUUCUCACCGCGGCAAAACGCAGUCGCAGGAGCAGACUAACUCGAAAUCGCAUGACCAAGAACAGCCAAUAAAAGCCUCCACUUCAACAUCUGGUGCUGCGACACUGCUAACCACGAGCCCUGUAAUCGCGAAGGCCUGCUCAACACCGAGGGCUGCUGAUGCAAACGAUACGGAGAAUAAGAAGCGUUCAGCAGCCAGCGAGCAGCCAGCACAGAUACAACACCAUGAAGAGGAAAUAAAUCUUCAGCAGAACAACGGGCAGCAGCAGCAGGUGAGGUCAAAUGACAUUGUUGCAACAUCGCCGAACAAAGACAAAGAGGCUCCUUCUGGUUCAGCUUUAUCUUCCUCGUCGCCGGUCCCGCCGGAAUCUCCGGCCUCCAUUUUCUCGGACAGUUCGUUGCGUCGUAAAGGGAAGAGAAAAAAACGGAAAAACGGAACCAACAUGGAUAUCAAAUGCAAAAAUGUAUGGGUCCGGGAGAUUCCGAGAUUUGUCAUGCAGUUUUUCCAAGCUCCCCCACGUCUGGAAUGCAGGGCCUAGCAUCACAGGUUCUGCAGCUCCUUGGUGAUGCGUAUUCUGCAUGAGAAAUGCCCUCUCAGCAUGGCCACAAGUGGGCACCCUUUGCACGUUCGGCAUGACAGAUCUUUGUAGGAUCCGAAACACGCAUCACAAGUUCGGAUCCGUCCAGACCCAGACAUAUUUGCAUUUGAUAAUGGAUACAGUGGAGGAGGAUUUGUCGCCCGUGAGGCAGUAUGAAUUGCAAAAGUAUCGUACUCGUAUAAAUGCAUUACAAAUUUCCUAAGCAUGAGAAAUAAAAUUUGUAAUGCGGACUUACCUUAAGGAAAAGUGACGCUAAUGCAUGAUUGCCAUUACAAUACGAGUGCGAUACUCUUGCACAGGAUAGGCAGUCGACCUCUUUCAGCCGCUCGCUGUACGGGAGCAGUAAAAAAACCAAGAAGCCUACGCAGAGAACAAAGUGUUACAGUUACACAUUGUGUUGCAGACCAAGCAUCAGAGACGCGCUCUGUCAUGCACAAAAUGCUAUCGAGUCUCGGUUCAUACGUGUUGUCCCUUAUGUUCUCUGCAUGGCAAGUUUUCUCUCUCAUGCAGAAAAAAUUUGUGUUGCUGAAGUUACAACAGAUGUGUAACUGUAACACUUUUUUCUUGUGAUAAAGCCGACUGAUUUGAACGACUUCCUAAAGCAGACGGAGCGGGAUUUUGUCUGGAACCAGCUGCCGCGCACACCGUAUCUCGCGCACAGCGGCGUGAAGGAGUGCGUGCUCUGUCUUGUGGUACUGUUGUACUUGAGAAUAGACGAUUCUUGUGAGAAGACGUCGCCAUAAUUAGUUUUGAUGUUGCUAUCACUCUGUAUAUAGCAAGCAAGCAGGUUUGAAAAUGAAAAAAUUUAUGAAUUCAUCGACGACGUGCCUGCUUUUGCGAAUUCGAUGUGUCGCAACGCGUAUCUCGCAUGUAAAGACGACUAUAAAAUAUACCCAACUCAGGACUUCGAGCCAUCAGACACCGUUGUCAGACUUCCCUGCUUGCACACGUUUCACGAGGAGUGUGCUGCGGAUUGGGUGCGAACCCACGGGACGUGCCCCACCUGCUCGCUCGACGUCUGCGCCAACUUGAUGCCUCCUGACGAACAGUACUAGCGCAUGGGGCAAGUCCAAAACAUAAUGAACAGCGAGUAGAGUAGCUGUCGCUGAUUUGCUUGCAGCGCCGGAGCCGCUAAUGCGCACGAAAAUGAACCUAACACUUUGUUUUUUUUCGUUUCACUUGAAUUCACAUUUUGACUUUUGAAUUCGUCAACAACUAUCCUUGAAGUUCGAAUUUGGCGAUGCAGCUUGCCGCUGCCCGUGAAAUUCAUUGCUACAAUUUUUGAACUCGAUGUUGUCAUUUGACCGAAAUGUGAAGAGUCCAGAACAAUGUCAUGAUGCACAAUUUAUUCGUGGUUUCUCGCAGAUGCAGUCAAACUUUCCAACAACACAGCAAUCGCGUAUUGGCUUUGAAGUGCAGUUGUAGUCGGGUAGUAUUUAUCCACGACUAAUUGUUCCUGCGCGUGCUGGUUUUGAGGCGAAUGCAAAUCCUUUUUUGCGAAGAUUUGAACCUUCAGCUGC
This is a messenger RNA of Amoebophrya sp. A120, 2886 nucleotides long. The record is from the annotation of a GenBank genome assembly. NCBI's taxonomy places the organism in Eukaryota, Dinophyceae, Syndiniales, Amoebophryaceae.